This is a messenger RNA of Penicillium waksmanii, 609 nucleotides long. RefSeq lists its product as uncharacterized. Lineage: Eukaryota; Fungi; Ascomycota; Eurotiomycetes; Eurotiales; Aspergillaceae. The transcript has 2 exons. The record is from RefSeq and is a predicted model, not a curated record. Bases 1 to 609 code for a protein of 202 amino acids.
AUGCCUGUCACGGAGAUCGCCUUACUCCACCUCAAGACACCCACACCAUCGGACCCUCUCAAGGCGGUUUUUCUUGAAGCCCAACAGGAACAAUCCCAGUACUCCGGCCAUCGAGUCAAUUUCCUGCGCUCCUUGGACGACCAGAGGGAUUUCUUCUUGCUGGGUGGCUGGGAGUCGGUGGCCCUGCAUUGUGGUGAAUGGGUGGCCUCAGAGAUCAAUCAGCGACUACUUGCGAAGCUGAAAGAUGAAGUAGAUAUUGGGUAUAUGUUUCAUUUGGAUGUUGAUCCGUCUACUCCCAUUCCGAUAUCCGCACCAGUCAUCGGAGUAGUUCGCUGCUUCAUUGAAAAAGAUAACAAGGAGGAAUUCGAUCAUCUCUUCAAGGCUGGCCUGUCCGAUUUGGAAAAGUUCACGGCUCCCCAUCCCUGCUUUGGAGGUUGGAGAAUUGACAAGGAGGGCGAGGAUGAAGAAUUUAUUCUUUUGAGUGGGUGGAAUUCGGUCGAGCAUCAUCAUGAGUUUCAUAAGUCUGAGUUGUCGAAGGAGUUUGCGAAGACAAAGUCGGUGAUCAAGAAUACUGAGGUUAAGCAUGUGCGUCUAGAGAACUGGGAGUGA